This is a messenger RNA of Paramecium tetraurelia, 228 nucleotides long. RefSeq lists its product as uncharacterized. The record is from RefSeq and is a predicted model, not a curated record. The transcript has a single exon. NCBI's taxonomy places the organism in Eukaryota, Ciliophora, Oligohymenophorea, Peniculida, Parameciidae.
AUGAAGAAUCUGUUCAAAAUACAAUUGAUAAGGACAUAUGGUUACAGAUAAUGGUUACAUAUUGGCGAUAUAGAUAAAUUGGACAAAAAAGAAAAUUUCACUAUCACUGAAAGGAUUAAAGAAUUAAUAAUAACUGCAAGUAGUGCAAAUAUGACACUAAUUUAGAUUUAAUCUAAAGUUAAAAGGACAAUGACAAUACUAUUUAUCUAAUUUUAUGAUUAUUUGUGA